Planococcus citri (citrus mealybug) is the source of this 1722-nucleotide messenger RNA. RefSeq lists its product as uncharacterized. The coding region runs from base 99 to 803 and encodes 234 amino acids. Lineage: Eukaryota; Metazoa; Arthropoda; Insecta; Hemiptera; Pseudococcidae. The record is from RefSeq and is a predicted model, not a curated record. The transcript has 6 exons.
AUUACGAUUCAUUCGAUCGAUUUUAUCGAUGAAAGAAUGAUCACGCGCAGAGUGAAUAAUUUUCCACUCGAACACUGUUCAUUUUAUCAUUUCGAAAAAUGGGGUGGAUGAAAAAGUGCAUUCCGAUUGCAUUAUUUGUGAUCACCAUCCUUUCCUACGUCAAAUGUGAUGGAGAAUUGGUUAUCAUUCAUCAACCACCUAUCGUAAAUUUCUACGACGAAAGACCUCUAUUCGUAACCGAAUUGAAAUACGUAUUUGGAACUUGUCUAGGUUAUCUUCAAGGAAAGAGUGCUGAAUGGCAAGAUCUUCAUUUAAGUGCACCGUUUGAUUUCUUUAACAUUGUUUUUAUGGUAGCUGUAGUUCCUGGCGUAGAAACACUCAAUGUAACGGGUGCAAUACGCAUCCCUCUGAUAGAAGAUGAUCAUCUGAACAUAACGUACGAUGAAAUUAAUCUCGAAACUACCACGACGUUUAAACACUGCACCUUCACCUCGAAUGGGAAAUCACAACGUUUUGAUUUACCAAAAAUAAACGUCGGCGAUAGUGACACGACCAGUAGUUCUAUGGUGCACAAAUUUCACGAGAAGAUAGAGGCGGAUAUGCAGAAACCUGCGACGAACGAAGGUCCUCAUAUUUACUGGGGAGAGUGUCCUAAAUUCGAUGAAAAAGAUCCGGAAUAUUUAGAAGCUGCUCAUAUGAUAAUGUCGACUUCGAUGAAAAGCUUGGCCGAAAUGGUUAAAGAACCUCGAAAACCAUUGAUAGCUUUAAUCACUCACACUGGCAAAAUAACCUUAACUCGCUGAAAACGAUAAACGCCGGAAGAUCUUUUUUGAAGCAGUGAUUCAAGUUAUUUUAAAGUUUAAUUAAACUUACUCAAUGUGACAUAUUUUUUUGUUUAUUAGUGUUAUAAAAUGGCCAUAUUUUUUUGAUAUCCAAAUCCAGUGCUUUGAUUCGAAGUUUGAAGCCAGGGAUGGAAGAGCCUUGAUUUCAGGGCUCCCGCUCUUGGCUCUGGCUCAGCUCCCCACAAAUUUUAGCUCUGGCUCGCUCUUGGCUCUUGGCUCUGUUUCUUUACAUGUGCUCUUUGGCUCCUUGCUCGCUCCUCAAUUCUUUCCGACUCCGCUCUUUGACUCUCAGCUCCCUCUUCCAAUUUCUUGGCUCCCACUCCAGCUCCAGCUCUGGCUUUUGGCUCUUUAAAUUAGAACUUAAAAUCCGUGAAAAACGAUGAAAAAAAUGAAAAUAUACUGCAUUUAUUUUCAUUUUAUUUUUCAAUGAGAAAAAAAAACGUAGAAAUUCUUCAUUUUCUUUACAAAUGUGAGUUAAAAGUUGAAUUUUCAAUAAAAUUGUGCGCAUUUUUUCACUUUUUUUCUACUUUUAGGGAGCCAAAGAGCCUGAAAAAUUUUGUGGGCUCCCACUCGGCUCUGGCUCUUUCCAGGUUGAAGACUCCUUAUGAUGAUGGCUCUCUUGAGUAAAAUAAGGAGCUCUUUUGCAAGAGAGCUCUUGAUGUUUUUCUGCACUUUCAUUUAUUUGGCUCUUGGCUCUGGCUCUAGCUCCUCAAAAAAUCCGGCUCUUUCAGACUCUGGCUCCGGCUCGCUCCCGGCUCUUCCAUCCCUGGUUUGAACCCGUCACUUUGAAGUUUGAACUUGUUCUUGUUCUUGUAUAAUUUUUCAGCUCAAUGAUGCUGUCAUAAUAAUAUUUUUGAUUAAAAAAUAAUUGUUGUUCUCA